Messenger RNA from Plutella xylostella (diamondback moth), 2648 nucleotides. NCBI's taxonomy places the organism in Eukaryota, Metazoa, Arthropoda, Insecta, Lepidoptera, Plutellidae. The record is from RefSeq and is a predicted model, not a curated record.
UGGAGGUCCCCGAGACCGCGCAGUGGGAGCGGCCCGGGCCUCACCUAGUAUCAGCCACAUGGGCGCUGGACCUGCUGCAGUACAACGAGUGGAUGAACGAGGAGGACUACGAGGUGGACGCCGCCGGCAAGAAGAAGGUGCACAAGCUGCGUUUAUCAGUGGACGACCUGAUGCCGGGCGCGGAGCCGGCCGGGAAGGGCAAGGCCAAGGGGAAGCGUAAGCGGUCACCCUCACCGCCGCCGGCGAAGCAUAACAAGAGGAAGAGCCGCGGCGUGAAGCGAGGCCGCGACAACGAUGAUGAUGAAGAAGAUGCGGCGUCGCGCGACACCGCCGACGUGCCGCCCACGCCGGAGGAGCGCCCCGCGCCCGACGCUCCGUCGACGUCGGUGGAGCCUCCCCCCGCGCCCGCCAGCGACGCGCCCUCCCCCGCCGCGCCCAUGGACACGCACGACGAGUCGCAGGGGAAGCACAGCGACUCCAACACACAGGAAAUGCUAACAAAAGAGGAGCUAGAAGACAACGUGACGGACCAGACGCACCACAUCAUCGUGCCGUCGUACGCGGCGUGGUUCGACUACAACUGCAUACACACCAUCGAGAAGCGCGCGCUGCCCGAGUUCUUCAACGGGAAGAAUAAAUCGAAGACGCCCGAGAUUUAUCUGGCUUACAGAAACUUCAUGAUCGACACAUACCGCCUCAACCCGAACGAAUAUCUCACCUCCACGGCGUGCCGGCGCAACCUGGCGGGCGACGUGUGCGCGAUCAUGCGCGUGCACGGCUUCCUCGAGCAGUGGGGGCUCGUCAACUACCAGUUGGACGCGGACAGCCGGCCCACGGCCAUGGGCCCGCCGCCCACGUCGCACUUCCACGUGCUGUCGGACACGCCGUCGGGCCUGCAGCCGCUGCUUACUCGCGCCACGCAGCCGAGGCCUGAAAACGCAGCCGUCCCCAAGAUCGAGGCGGGCCUGCCGAACGGCACGGAGUCGGGCGCGCUGGGCGGCGGCGCCUCCGUCAAGGCGGAGCACACGCUCGAGAUGGGCGGCGCCGCGGGGCUUAAGCUUGAUCAGUACCGCGGCGCGGCGCGCGGGCGCGAGUGGACGGACCAAGAGACCCUCCUCCUACUAGAAGCUCUAGAACUACACCGCGACGACUGGAACCGCGUCGCCCAACAUGUGGGCUCGCGCACACAGGACGAAUGUAUCCUACACUUCCUGAGGUUGCCCAUUGAGGAUCCUUAUUUGGAGGACGCUGGCUCGGGCGGCGUGCUAGGCCCGCUGGCGUACCAGCCGAUCCCGUUCAGCAAGGCGGGCAACCCGGUGAUGAGCACGGUGGCGUUCCUGGCGUCCGUGGUGGACCCGCGGGUCGCCGCGCGCGCCACCGCCGCCGCCAUGGAAGAGUUCGCCGCUAUUAAGGACGAGGUCCCGGCGGCCAUGAUGGAGGCGCACGUGAAGGCGGCGGGCGCGGGCGGCGCCGCGGCCGCGCUCGCUGCUACUGGGAUAGCUGGUACUGCGCCUGACACGCCGCCUGGCGAGAAGAAGGAAGGCGGUGAAGUGAAGAGUGAAGCCAUGGAGGUGGAGGAGCCCGAGCCGGUGAAGCCCAAGGAGGAGCCUAAAGAGGAGCCCGCCGACGAGGCCAAGGAUGUCAAGGGAACGCCGCCGCCUGCUGACGGCCCCACAGCGGUAGACGCUAAGCUGCAAUCCGCCGCGGCCGCCGCGCUCGCCGCCGCCGCCGUCAAGGCGAAGCAUUUGGCCGGCGUCGAGGAGCGCAAGAUCAAGUCUCUAGUGGCAUUAUUGGUGGAAACACAGAUGAAGAAACUAGAGAUAAAAUUGAGGCACUUUGAGGAGCUUGAAGCGACUAUGGAGAGGGAGCGGGAAGGGCUGGAGUACCAGCGGCAGCAGCUGAUCCAGGAGCGACAGCAGUUCCACCUCGAGCAGCUGAAGGCGGCCGAGUUCCGCGCGCGCCACCACGCGCACCACCGAUUACAACAAGAGGGCGGUCUGCCGGCCGCCGGCGCGGCCGCGGCGCCCGCGCCCGAGCAGCCCCCGCCCGAGGCCGCCCCCGCUGCCGCCGCCGCCGCCGCCGCCGCUCACACGUAGACCAACCAUCCAUACAUAUACUGUACUGUAUACCUAGACUCCGCGCCACUACUGAAGUCUGUACAACUAAAUGCCAGACAGUAUAGCAGGUUAGCUCCCACUUUUCACUGCUGCAACGUAGGUAUAGCAAAACUUGAGAUAUACAUUUGUAUUGUUAGAAAUAUGUACAAUAGAACUAGAAAAUCAUUUCGUUUCUGUUAUUCAUUUAGAAAAAGCAGUCUGGCUAAUAAAAUAAUUACUUACAUUGAUUGAUGGCAAUUUUUGCAUCUUAUAUCAGACUGACUUGGACAAAAUCUUUAGUUGAUGUUGGAUAAGAUGCUCAUUGUGUAGUCCUUAUUAAAAUUGAAUCGAAAUGUUCAUUAUAUUGUUUUCCCUGAAAUCUUAUUUAUAUUUAAAUGUGAUUGCAUUUAUGAUAGUGAGGCGAACAUCUAAAUAUUAUAAAAUAAGCUCUGUGUAUGUUAUUUGUGCGAGGUUGAAUGUCUUAGUAUUAAUUUAAUAUAAGUGUAAACGUAUCGUAACAGAUAUUAUGAAAUUAAAACAUAUUUCACGAAG